Oreochromis aureus is the source of this 1344-nucleotide messenger RNA. RefSeq lists its product as uncharacterized. The transcript has 5 exons. Bases 51 to 845 code for a protein of 264 amino acids. NCBI's taxonomy places the organism in Eukaryota, Metazoa, Chordata, Actinopteri, Cichliformes, Cichlidae. The record is from RefSeq and is a predicted model, not a curated record.
AUUUAUGUUUGUUUUUAUUUCGAUUUCUGUGCAGGACUCUCUCUCUCAGAAUGGCUGCGGAAUUCCAGGCUCGUUAUGGAAUUCCUGGGUGUGUCAGUGACUCUCCGGGUCAGAAUGCAGACCUUCCAGGGCCUGAGGGAUCCGAGUCUCCUGCAGGUGCUGCGGGAUGUCACCUGUCUUCAGCCUCACCUGUUCACAGCUCCACCCUGGUGGUGCCCGUGGGCCACAACGUCUUUCUGCUCUGCAACGUGACGCCCAGCGAUGAGAUCACCUGGUACCUGCUGCGCUCAGAGCAGCUGCUGCCUCUGUUAACUGUUAAAAAGGGGAAGUUUGUUGACACCACUGACAAUCACACAAACAACCAUCGGAUGAACUGUAACGGGACGCUGCAGACCGGCCUGGUCAGCCUGGAGAUCCAGGAGGUGGAGGAGGAGGAUGCUGGGCUGUACUUCUGCAUCGGGAGGUUUGCAGCUAAGAUGCACGUUAACAGAGGAAUUCAGCUGACUGUGGACGGAGGUGCCGGGCGGUCGUCCACAGACCGGAUGAGGCAGCCGUGUUUGAGUCUGGGGCUCUGCCUUCUCCCGGCGCUGCUCGCCCUCUGCUUCGUCUGCGUGGCUGGAUGCUACCUGUGGUCAGGUAAACCUGUUUGCUCCUGCUGUAACCCACGGAGACGGGACGCCGAUCACCGGGUCACAGAGGAAGAGUCUUUGCAUUAUUCCAGCCUGAAGCAUCCAGACAAGCCCCGCCCCACCACCAGGAGAGGAACCGGAUUGGCUGAAGAGAAGGUCCUGUACUCAACAGUGAACACGUGCAAGAACUCAAAGGCAUCACAUCACCACAGAUAGAAGCACUUUAAAUGAGCGUAAAUGAUUUUUUUAAAUUAAUAAAACUGUGAAAAUGUUUGAUUAGUAGAUUUCAAAAUCUAGAUUUUAGUUUAUUUUUUUGUGUUUUUUGUGUAAACAGUGAAGAUUUAUUUUUCAGUGAGCAGAAAAACAGAGAGUUUAAGAACCUUUAAAUGUUAAAUAUCCAGAAAGUUGCAAUGAAAAUAAAAUGUUUGUAAAACAUUCCUGUUAAUAAUAAAGUAACAGCCAUAAAUGUAAAUGCUGCCACAGCAGGGAGACUUUCAAAAAACAAUUACUGAACUAAAGAAAAUCUAUAUUUACCCAUAAAUGUGUGAAUAGUUUCCUCGGGUCAGUUUUUAAUCUUCAUGUCUGUGAGUUUGUUUUCUUGCUGUGUUUAAACAUCUGUCUGCUGUGCUGCUCUGAGUCUGUGUGACAUCCUCUGCUUCCAUGAACAGAUUCCACACUUUGCUUGUCUUUUACUAAUAAACUGAUUCUGACACCA